AUGAUGAAGGCAAUGGCUACGAUCGAGUGGCGUUUGCAGUCUCGUUCGAAUGUGGAGUUUCGACGAGCAAGGACGUGUCUGGAAUGUGGGCUGUCGACAGUGGUGCAACGCACCACAUUUGCCACGACAAGACCAAGUUCGCAAGUUUGGCAGAGCGCAAUGAGGGCGAACUUGGUGGCUGAUGGCAACAAGGUGGCCAUCAAGGGUGUGGGAACCAUCAUGGAAAAGGUGGUUCUGCCCAACGGUGAAGAGCGUGAGAUCGAAAUCAAGAACGCGCUAUAUGUUCCAAGUAUGAGCAAGAACCUGCUCUCGGUGCCACAGAUUAACAGCCAUGGCAAGUUUCAAGUCGUGUUUGACGGGUCCAAGAUGUAUGUGACUCUCAAGAACUCACAGCAAGUGGUGGCGACAGCGGAUCUCGUGGAUGGACUCUACUGGCUUCGGACGACUCAACGAUCAGCGAAUGUGACAACAAGUGGAACCAGUUGUGCCGAUCUACAUGCGAGAAUGGGUCAUGCUCCAGUCGAUGUACUUCGCAAGAUGAUCGCGACCAACAUGAUCAAGGAUGUGCGAGUCCCUCUCAAGUCGGGUGGAGCAACUACAUGUCGAGGAUGUCAACAAGGGAAAAUGGUCCAAAAACCAUUUCCAAGCAACCGAGACAAGCGCAGCUACGAUACGUUUGAGCUACUUCAUCUGGACAUCUGCGGGCCCAUGGAAAAGGAUUCGCUCGGUGGCAGCAAAUAUUUGCUGCUGAUCAUCGACGAAGCCAGUGGAUGCAUGAAGGGCUUUGUCUACGAGUGA
Peronospora matthiolae is the source of this 798-nucleotide messenger RNA. Lineage: Eukaryota; Oomycota; Peronosporomycetes; Peronosporales; Peronosporaceae. The record is from the annotation of a GenBank genome assembly.